This is a messenger RNA of Hibiscus syriacus, 3409 nucleotides long. RefSeq names its product receptor protein kinase TMK1-like. The record is from RefSeq and is a predicted model, not a curated record. Gene Ontology annotation, molecular function: protein kinase activity; ATP binding; protein binding. Gene Ontology annotation, biological process: protein phosphorylation. NCBI's taxonomy places the organism in Eukaryota, Viridiplantae, Streptophyta, Magnoliopsida, Malvales, Malvaceae.
CGUGACAGCCUUUGCUUAGCUAAUUUAGAUUCCCUAUGCCAUGCCAAGCCAGGCCAGUCCCCACCCCCCAUGUGCUCUACAUUGCCACUCCUUUCUUCUCAAUUACUACUUUCGUUGCUCUUUUUCCUAUCUUUCUCACCUCUUCCUAUCUUUCUCACCAUUUUCAUUUCUUCUCCUUCUUCCUUUGAUGCUGCUUUUUUGCCUUUUGGGUUUUUUCAGUUUCUCUGUUCAAGUUCAGUCCUCCCUAUGUUUGCUUUAUCCAUCUAAUGCCUUUGAGAAAAAGUUGCAACUCUUUCCUGCAUCAUUUCCCGGAAAAUAAAAGCUAAAGCUUUGCAUUUUUAAUCUCUCUCACAUGAACUACAAGCCCAGACUUGGUUUUUGCUUCAAGCUUCUUGCUUUAAUUCUUGGGUUCUCUUCGGUUUUCAUAUCUGUUAAAUCCCAGAAAGCUGCAAGCGAUGAUGCUGCCGCCAUGUUAGCCCUCAAGAAGGCUCUCAGUCCACCUGAAUCUCUCGGAUGGACCGACCCUGAUCCAUGCAAAUGGAACCUUGUUGUCUGCUCAAAUGACAAGCGCGUCACUCGGAUCCAAAUCGGUCACCAGAACCUUCAAGGUACACUUCCUUCAGAUCUUCAGCACCUUACUGAGCUUGAGCGUUUAGAGCUUCAAUGGAACAACAUUUCGGGUCCCGUCCCUAGCUUAAGCGGGUUAAGCUCACUCCUCGUGGUUAUGCUUAGUAACAAUCUCUUCACUUCAUUCCCCACUGAUUUCUUAUCUGGUUUAUCUUCUCUUCAGUCCGUUGAGAUUGAUAACAACCCUUUUUCCGCCUGGGAAAUCCCUCAAAGCUUGCAAAAUGCUUCAGCUUUGCUGAAUUUCUCGGCCAACUCGGCUAACAUUACUGGGAAAAUACCAGACAUCUUUGGAUCUGAUGCGUUUCCAAGUCUAAACAUCUUGCAUUUGGCCUUCAAUAGUCUUGAAGGAGAGCUGCCCUUGAGCUUUGCUGGGUCAUCAAUCCAGUCUUUGUGGGUUAAUGGUCAGAAAAGUGACAGUCAACUCACUGGUUCCAUUGCUGUAAUCCAAAACAUGACACUCUUAAAGGAGGUUUGGUUACAGUCGAACUCAUUUGGUCCUAUACCAGAUUUGUCUGGGUUGAAAGCAUUGCAGACUCUGAGUUUGAGGGACAACUCGUUUACUGGCCCAGUUCCUGUUUCUCUUAUGAAGCUUGAGUCCUUAAAAACUUUUAAUUUGACAAACAAUUUACUUCAAGGACCGGUGCCCGUGUUUAAGGACUCGAUUUCCGUGGAUAUGGUUAAGGAUUCCAAGAUUUGUAUGCCAAGUCCUGGUGACUGUGAUCCAAGGGUGACUUGGUUGCUUAAUGUUGUGAAAUCCAUGGAUUAUCCGCAAAGGCUUGCUGAUAACUGGAAAGGGAAUGAUCCUUGCUUGGAUUGGCUUGGGAUUACAUGCAUUAAUGGCAACAUUACUGUUAUUAAUUUUGAGAAGAUGGGCCUUACUGGUACCAUAUCUCCUGAUUUUGCAUCACUUAAGUCUUUGCAGAGGCUGAUUCUUGCUGACAAUAAUCUCACUGGUCCCAUUCCUGAGGAGCUCACUACACUGGUUGCACUUAAAGAACUGGAUGUUUCCAACAAUCAACUCUAUGGGAAAGUCCCCACUUUCAGGAGCAAUAUCAUUUUUCACGCAGAUGGUAAUCCCGACAUCGGCAAGGAGAAAAAUAGUGCUACUUCUCCAGCUUCUGGAUCUGGCAAUCCCAGUGCUGGCUCAGGGUCUAAAAGUGGUGAAAAUUCUGGACAUGGUGGCAAGAAAUCUUUGGCUUUCAUUGGAAUGAUCAUAAUUUCUAUAUUUGGGGGUCUGGUAGUUAUUGGCUUGCUUGGCUUGUUGGUUAUCUGUCUUUAUAAGAAGAAACAGAAACGGUUCAGCAGAGUGCAGAGCCCAAAUGCAAUGGUGAUUCACCCUCGCCAUUCUGGUUCGGAUAAUGAAAGUGUUAAGAUCACGGUUGCUGGCUCGAGUGUAAGCGUUGGUGCUGUCAGUGAAACUCAUACAAUUCCGAACAGCGAGCAUGGCGGUGAUGUACAAAUGGUUGAGGCAGGUAACAUGGUGAUUUCUAUCCAAGUCCUAAGGAAUGUGACCAACAAUUUCAGUGAAGAAAAUAUAUUGGGGCAAGGGGGUUUUGGGGUAGUUUAUAAAGGUGAGUUGCAUGAUGGUACAAAGAUUGCUGUGAAGAUGGAAUCUGGGGUUAUUAGUGGCAAGGGUUCAACUGAAUUUAUGUCUGAGAUUGCUGUAUUGACAAAGGUCCGACACCGGCAUCUUGUUGCCCUUCUUGGAUAUUGCCUUGAUGGAAAUGAAAAGCUUCUUGUGUAUGAAUACAUGCCCCAAGGUACUCUUAGUGGACAUAUCUUUAACUGGGCAGAAGAAGGAUUAAAACCACUUGAAUGGACAAAGAGGUUGACCAUUGCCUUAGAUGUUGAGGGUGUCGAAUAUCUUCACAGUUUAGCCCAUCAAAGUUUUAUACAUCGAGAUUUGAAGCCUUCAAACAUUCUACUAGGAGAUGAUAUGAGGGCUAAGGUCGCAGACUUCGGUCUUGUGCGUCUUGCCCCCGAGGGGAAGGGCUCCAUUGAAACAAGAAUUGCUGGAACCUUCGGAUACUUGGCACCAGAAUAUGCAGUUACCGGACGAGUUACCACUAAAGUUGAUGUGUUUAGCUUUGGGGUGAUACUGAUGGAGCUGAUCACUGGUAGAAGAGCACUUGAUGAGAGCCAACCCGAGGAAAGCGUGCACCUAGUUACAUGGUUCAAGAGAAUGCACAUCAACAAGGACUCGUUCCGCAAAGCCAUCGACCCCACAAUCGACCUCAAUGAGGAGACACUCGCCAGUAUCAGCACCGUUGCUGAAUUGACUGGUCAUUGCUGUGCAAGGGAACCAUAUCAAAGGCCCGAUAUGGGUCAUGCUGUAAACGUGCUAUCUUCUCUAGUGGAGCUUUGGAAACCAACCGAUCAAUGUUCCGAAGACAUAUACGGCAUCGACCUUGAAAUGUCAUUGCCACAAGCACUAAAGAAAUGGCAAGCUUAUGAAGGCAGAAGCAAUUUGGAGUCUUCAUCUUCUUCACUUCUUCCCAGCUUAGACAACACUCAAACCAGCAUUCCUACACGGCCUUACGGAUUUGCCGAGUCAUUUACAUCAGCAGAUGGAAGAUAAGCAGCAGUUGUAUAUUAUCGAAUCAGUCAAUCUUAUGUUCAUUCUGAUUGCUUCUUGCUUCUUAGCAGAACUUGUGUAGCCUAAUUAUUUCCUCCAACGAUGUUGUUUUGCUUGGAAUAUGAUUCGGAUGCUCUCCGGUUUCGAUGCUCUCGAAGCCAAACAAUUAAUGUUUCGUUUAAUUCAUGCAAAUGUGUUCAUGCUUCA